AUGAGUGAUUCAGUUAAUGCAAGAGAAUCAAAUGUUUACAUGGCCAAAUUGGCAGAGCAAGCUGAACGUUAUGAUGAAAUGGCCAAGUACAUGAAGGAUGUUGUGGAGGCUAGACAAGAAUCAGAAGAACUUACUGUGGAAGAAAGAAACUUGCUUAGCGUUGCUUAUAAGAAUGCAGUUGGAUCUAGAAGAUCUUCAUGGAGAAUUAUUUCUUCAGUAGAGCAAAAGGAACACAGCAGAAAUGCUGAGGAUGCCAGCAAGAUGUGUGGCAAAUAUAGAAGUAAGGUCGAGGCUGAGCUUACAGACAUUUGCAAUGACAUCUUAACCAUGCUUGACAAACACUUGAUUCCCACAGCAACAAGCCCAGAUAGCAAAGUUUUCUACUUUAAGAUGAAGGGAGAUUAUCACAGAUAUAUCUCCGAGUUUUCUACAGGAGAUUCCAAACAGAGCUCUGCUGAGGAUGCCUUAAAGGCUUACAAGGAUGCCACUGUUGUUGCCAAGGAUUUGGAGCCAACUCACCCAAUUAGACUUGGCUUGGCUUUGAACUUUUCAGUAUUCCACUACGAAAUAUUGAAUGAACCAAGAGCAGCUAUAGAUAUGGCCAAGGAAGCUUUUGAAAUGGCCAUCGAACAAUUAGACAAGUUAUCUGAAGAUUGCUAUAAGGACUCUACCUUGAUUAUGCAACUCUUGAGAGACAACUUGACAUUGUGGACUGCUGAUUUGGGAGCAUCCGGAGAAGCAGAAGGCGCUCCAGAAGCAUCAUAA
Molecule: messenger RNA, 765 nt
Organism: Cryptosporidium ubiquitum
Lineage: Eukaryota; Apicomplexa; Conoidasida; Eucoccidiorida; Cryptosporidiidae
Exons: 1
Coding region: 1-765 (254 amino acids)
Biological process (GO): signal transduction
Cellular component (GO): cytoplasm
Source: RefSeq, a predicted model, not a curated record